UUUUUGGUUCUCAUAUCCCACCCCACUCUCUCUCUCAUAUAAAUCAUACCUGAAAGAGACUUGUAAAAUACAACCUCAACUCUGUUUCUCUUUGUUGAAUUUUGGUCUUUGAUUUUCUAGUCUCAGCAGCCAUGAACGCUCUUGCAGCGACAAACCGAAAUUUUCUUCAUGCAAGUCGCAUACUUGGGUUGGAUUCUAAACUUGAAAAGAGCCUUUUGAUCCCCUUUAGAGAAAUCAAAGUCGAGUGUACAAUUCCUAAGGAUGAUGGAACUCUUGUUUCCUAUGUGGGAUUUAGAGUCCAACAUGACAAUGCCCGUGGGCCAAUGAAAGGAGGAAUUCGUUACCAUCCUGAGGUUGAUCCAGAUGAAGUGAAUGCUCUUGCUCAACUAAUGACAUGGAAGACAGCCGUAGCAAACAUUCCAUAUGGUGGCGCUAAGGGUGGGAUUGGAUGCAACCCAAGGGAGUUAAGCAUCAGUGAACAAGAACGCUUAACUCGCGUUUUUACUCAGAGGAUCCAUGAUCUCAUUGGAAUUCACAGGGAUGUUCCUGCCCCUGACAUGGGAACUAAUUCACAGACAAUGGCUUGGAUUCUUGAUGAGUAUUCAAAGUUUCAUGGAUAUUCACCUGCAGUUGUUACAGGAAAACCAAUUGAUCUUGGGGGAUCACUUGGAAGGGAGGCUGCAACUGGACUUGGAGUGGUUUUUGGAACCGAAGCUUUGCUUGCUGAAUAUGGGAAGUCAAUUUCUGAUAUGAAGUUUGUCAUCCAGGGGUUUGGAAAUGUGGGCUCAUGGGCAGCCAAGUACAUCCAUGAGAGAGGAGGUAAGGUUGUUGCUGUUAGUGACAUCACUGGUGCAAUUAAGAACCCAAAUGGACUUGACAUCCCGGCUCUGCUGAGACACACAGCAAGCACUGAAAGUUUGAAGGAAUUCCAUGGUGGAGAUGUUAUGGAUCCAAAUGGCUUACUUGUCCACGAUUGUGAUGUUCUCAUUCCAUGUGCCUUAGGGGGGGUUCUCAACAAGGAAAAUGCUGCUGAAGUGAAGGCGAAAUUCAUAAUAGAAGCUGCAAAUCAUCCCACCGACCCAGAAGCAGAUGAGAUCUUAUCCAAGAAAGGAGUUGUGAUACUCCCUGACAUCUAUGCAAAUUCUGGUGGCGUGACCGUAAGCUACUUUGAAUGGGUUCAGAAUAUUCAAGGAUUUAUGUGGGACGAAGAGAAAGUGAACUGUGAGCUGAAUAAGUACAUGAGGAAAGCUUUUUGUGACAUCAAGGCAAUGUGUCAAGCUCAUAAUUGCAAUUUGCGAAUGGGGGCCUUUACAUUAGGGGUGAAUCGCGUGGCUCGUGCUACCUUGUUAAGGGGGUGGGAAGCAUAAGCUAAAUCUUUUAGCUGCUUAUUUAAUUUCCCAUCAAAUGCUUUCCCUGCUUGGUAUAAAAAUGAGUAAAAGAAGAAAGUUUAUUUAAUUUUGUUUUUCCAGCUUUCCUCAUACAAUUUGAGCGGCAAUAGGAAGAUGAAAUAAAUAAGGAUUGCCAUUUUAAAACCAGAAAAAUAGAGGAAUAGAUUGAAGAUAAACUAGUCAGGCGGUUUAGAAGAAAUGAAAGUAUUUACUUCCAUAUAGAAUAGAUGAACCUAUUUGUAUGCUUGUUUUGAAUACAUCUUUGCUCACCAGGACAAAUGAAUCAUGCUUUUCAGAUUUCA
This is a messenger RNA of Ziziphus jujuba (common jujube), 1690 nucleotides long. RefSeq names its product glutamate dehydrogenase 2. Gene Ontology annotation, molecular function: L-glutamate dehydrogenase (NAD+) activity. Lineage: Eukaryota; Viridiplantae; Streptophyta; Magnoliopsida; Rosales; Rhamnaceae. Bases 132 to 1367 code for a protein of 411 amino acids. The transcript has 9 exons. Gene Ontology annotation, biological process: L-glutamate catabolic process. The record is from RefSeq and is a predicted model, not a curated record. Gene Ontology annotation, cellular component: mitochondrion.